CCCCCGGGGUGAUUCGGUACCGGAAAACCCCCGGGACCCUCCGGUCCCCCCCGACGCCCCCCGGGACCCCCGAGCUCUGGCCACGCCCCCAUCCCGGGUAACCACGCCCACUGCCCCACACCCAGCUCAAACCCCGCCCACAAACCCCGCCCCUUCAAACCACGCCCCUCAGCUCCCGCCCGACUUCCGCCCGCGCCUUCACCCGCUUGUACGUCACUUCCGGCUCAACAUGGCGGCGCCCUUGCGGCGGGCGCUGCUGGCGCUGGGCCCGGCCCGGUCCCGGCUCCCGGUGCCGGUCCCAGCCCCGGCGCGGCCCUACCGGGCAGAUCCGCUGCGCCGCCGCCCAGGCCCGGCUCCAACCGACCCCGACGACCUGCGGGCGGCCGCGCGGCGGUUCGGGCGGCUCGGGGACGCGUCGGGGGUGGAGGUGUGGCGGCUGUGGCCGAGCCCGGAGCAGCUGCGGGAGGCGGAGGCGGAGGAGCGCGAGUGGGACCCGCCGCUGCGGGAUGUGGAGGCCGUGCUGGAUCAGCGGGAGCGGGAGGAGGCGCGGCGGAAAAAGGAGAGGGAGGAGCUGGUGUCCCGCAGCCUGGCGGCGAUGCCGGCCCGCGUGGCCGCGUGGCGCCGGGAGCGGGAGGCGCUGCGGGAACGGGCGCGGGCGGACGCGGAGCGGCGGCGGCGGCUCCUGGCCGAGGCGGGGCUCGGGGGGCUGCCCCGCUCCGGGACCCCCGGCCGCGCCUCGGCCCGAGCGCAGGAGCUGCUGGACGAGAUGGAGCGGCAGAAGCGGCGGGAGGAGAAGCGGCGGCGGCGGCAGGAGCGGGAGGAGGCGGCUCGCAGCGCUUUGGCCGCGGCCGAGGCGGCGGCGGCGGCGCGGCCGCUCCCCGGGGCAGCCCCGGAGGGCGAGGAGAAGCCCCCCAACCCCACCGAGAAAACCUGACCCCCUCCCCAAUUAUCCGGACUGUCCCACGGACACCCCCCCAGAGCUGUUUGGAUAAAAAAGAAAAACGAGGACACGGCUAAAAUGGGUUUAAAACUCUGCAUUUAA
This is a messenger RNA of Catharus ustulatus (Swainson's thrush), 1042 nucleotides long. It is a transcript of the gene GADD45GIP1, whose product is annotated as GADD45G interacting protein 1. The record is from RefSeq and is a predicted model, not a curated record. NCBI's taxonomy places the organism in Eukaryota, Metazoa, Chordata, Aves, Passeriformes, Turdidae. Gene Ontology annotation, cellular component: nucleus. Bases 230 to 934 code for a protein of 234 amino acids. The transcript is spliced from 2 exons.